Messenger RNA from Silurus meridionalis, 2837 nucleotides. It is a transcript of the gene hmgxb4a, whose product is annotated as HMG box domain containing 4a. The record is from RefSeq and is a predicted model, not a curated record. The transcript has 13 exons. The coding region runs from base 431 to 2275 and encodes 614 amino acids. Lineage: Eukaryota; Metazoa; Chordata; Actinopteri; Siluriformes; Siluridae.
UUAUCAUUUAUUUUCACUCGGGUCACGUUUCUGCUUCUCAUAAAACGCUUGCGCUCUGCAUGUUUCUUCUGGUGAUGCGGUAAAGCGGUAAGAUACAGCGCGCAGUUGGCGCUAAUCAAUCUUAACGUUUGCGCGGCCUGCACGAAGUGGAGACCGCGGACUGUCGUUGGUAAAACAAGCCGCCUGUCUGCAGCUCAUCCCGGGAUGUCGGAUUCCGUACUCCUCAAGCAGGGGAAAGUCGGACCCCGGCGGCGCUAAGGGGGUGUGUUUGUGUAUCCUUUCGAAAGGAGGCGGGAAAUGGCCACUUGAUUAACGACGAAUAUCAGCUCGCCUUUGCAUUUCUUUGAGCGGAAACAGUUUCCUUGUGAUCCAGACUGAUUGAACCUGGUCUGUGAGUGAAGAAUUUGAGGAGAUAAAACGGAAAGGUGUAAUGGAGAUGUCCGGUAUAGAGGGAGAGGUAGGUCUGGUGGCUGGUCGCAGUCAGAGGGAGAAAAGGCGCUCAUACAAAGAUUUAUUGAGAGAAGAGGAAGAAAUAGCCGCACAGGUGUGCAAAACCUCUGAGAAAAACAGUGAGGACUCAGAGUUAAUAGUGAUGGGUGGGGACUUACACAAAAAGAAGAAGAAGCACUUAAGUGACGAGUACCAUUAUCGAGAACACCAUGGCUCAGGCCCUCCUCACAAGAAGAAGCGCAAGUCCUCUGAACGCUCACCCUCACGCUCAUCUUCAUGCUCCUCUCAGCCAGCCCACUCUACAGACACUGCUAUGGGCCUCUUGCAGGCAAUCACCUCCCCAACAGCCACAGGCUCUGAACCUGGCCCUAACUUUCAUAAAAAACCCUCUUACCCUCCUCACUCCUCACAUUCCUCCUCCAAAGAUCGCAAACGUGAAGGCAGCUCCAAGAGUGGCCACUCUUUUUCUAAUUCCCGUCAUCCGAGUUCUUUGUUGAAGAAGCAUUCUUCCUCCUCGUCUUCCUCUAAGUCAUCCUUGUUUCAUGCCGGAGCCGGCAGGGGUGAGCCACUUACACUGCGAGAUGGUGAGGGCCUGAAAAUGAAGCUAAUCCUGUCACCCAAGGAAAAGAGUGAUGGAGGAGAAUCGACUGAAAGAUUCCCUUUCCCUGCACAUCCAUCUUCAGGGAACAAAGGACAUCAUUCCUUCUCUGGCAGCAAAAAAAUUGGGACGAAGAAGGAGAAGGACAGGGACCGAUUGAUGCCAUCUAAGCUACAAAAGAAGAAACAACACAGCCGAGAACCUCUGCCCAUGGUGGGCAAAGAAGUUGAAGUGGAGGGACUGUACGGUGGAACUAGGGCAAAGGGAGCAGAUUGUUCAUCCUCUGGAGGGGAGCUAGAAGCAGGUGAACUGAUCAUUGAUGACUCCUACACACAACUUUCAUCUAAAAAGAAGAAAAAAAGCAAAAAAAGCAAAAAGAAAAAGGACAAAGAGAAGGACAGAGACAAAGAUAAAAGUUCAAAGGAGAAAAAGCACAACAAAGGAGGAAAUGCAGAAAAGAAAGGAUUUAAAGGGGAUUCAUCAAGAAGCCACUCCCAUUCCCACAGCUCGUCAAAUCAUAGUACCUCAGUAGGAAGUUUCUCUAUGGUGCCAACAAUCACCUUGCAUCCUCAACAUCAUCAGGGUGCUGACUUGAUGACGGUAAAGAAGAAGAAGAAGGAGGAGAAGGAGAGAGAAAAGCAUGACAAAGAAAAGAAAAAGAAGAAAAGUACGACAGCUUAUCAGGUGUUCUGUAAAGAGUACAGGGUCAAUAUAAAUGCAGAACAGCCUGGACUAGUGUUUGGGGAGCUGAGUAAGAAGCUUGCAGAGGUUUGGAAGCAUCUACCUGAAAAAGACAAGCAGGUUUGGAAGCAAAAAGCUCAGUAUCUGCAGCAUAAACAGAUUAAAGCUGAGGCUACUACAGUCAAACAGAAGACUUUAUCAUCAGAGAACAAAAUCAAGAGCUCCAAUAAAGUUGUGGGUAUGGGGACAGGGUUGACCACUCCAAGUCGUGCUCUGACCAUCCGGGUACCAGAGGUUGACCCCAUAGAUGCUGCUGCACAUUUGCAGCUCCUUGGGGAGUCUCUCUCUCUCAUUGGACACAGGCUGCAAGAGACAGAGGGAAUGGUAGCAGUGUCUGGCAGUCUCUCUGUUCUGCUAGACUCCAUUUUGUGUGCUCUUGGUCCAUUAACCUGUCUCACUGCUCAGGUCCCUCAGCUUAAUGGCUGUCCACGCAGUGUCUUGUCGAGCACGUUGGACAACAUAGCAUACAUCAUGCCAGGACUAUGAGACUGGAGAACAAAUGACUUCAAUUGCACUUCAUUUGAAACAGGACACAUUAAAAACAACAUAAUUUUUUUUAAAAGCAUGAAAAAAAAGUGAACAUUUUUGACCGUUUAUUUUUGUUAGCAAUGCACCAAUCAGGUCUGGGACAUUUGGACAUCUGUAGACUUAGAACUGUUUUUAAAAUGUUUAAUAUUUUUUAAAUUGUAAUUCUUUCAUAUUUUUUAAAAAGGGAUUCAAAAUCUCAUUCUAGGAAACACAUCUAUGUCAGGUUAUUAGAUUUGAUUGUUUGAUUGUUUUAGUGAGUGUGUGCAUGUGUGUAUGUUUGUGAGCGUGUUGUGUGAAAAUUGGCAUACUUUUAUUAUGUAAAGAGCAAUUUAUUUUUUUGCAGAAGUGUACAGUUUUAUGUCUGAGACCAAGGCUGUUAUUGUUUUGUUUUCUUCUUAUUUAAGAUUAAGUUAAUAGAAGCAAACAUUAGUAACUGCAGUAGUAAUUACUGCCAAUCUGUUUUUAUACUUGCAAAAUGUAAUAUGCUAUAAUUUGUUUAUAGUAAAAUUGUAUACACAAA